Salvelinus namaycush (lake trout) is the source of this 1696-nucleotide messenger RNA. RefSeq names its product short-chain dehydrogenase/reductase family 42E member 1-like. Gene Ontology annotation, biological process: steroid biosynthetic process. The coding region runs from base 98 to 1060 and encodes 320 amino acids. Gene Ontology annotation, molecular function: 3-beta-hydroxy-Delta5-steroid dehydrogenase (NAD+) activity. NCBI's taxonomy places the organism in Eukaryota, Metazoa, Chordata, Actinopteri, Salmoniformes, Salmonidae. The transcript has 3 exons. The record is from RefSeq and is a predicted model, not a curated record.
UGUUUGUAAAAUAGUAACAGCCUGUCACACCGAUUAAUUAAUUAAAGCAUUGAUGCUGGACAAACGAUAAGGUUGCUAAGUUAAAACGGCAAGUGAAAUGGAGAAGGCGCGAAUAUGCACGUUUUUGAUUACCGGUGGCAGUGGAUACUUUGGUUUCCGCCUUUCCUGCUCACUACAUAAAAAGGAAGCUGAAGUCAUUCUGUUUGAUAUGAGCCCGCCCAGCCUAGAGGUUCCAAAGGGCAUUGUGUUCCUAAAGGGAGAGAUUCGUGAAUAUGCUCAGGUGGAGAAGGCGGUCACUGGCAUGGACUGUGUUUUCCACAGCUCCUCCUACGGCAUGUCUGUCAGGGAGCAGCUGAACAGGAAGCUGAUUGAGGAGGUGAAUGUCCAGGGCACAGAGCAUGUCCUCAGGGCCUGUGUAGAGGCUGGAGUCUCCAGGCUUGUCUACACCAGCACCAUCAACUUAGUGUUAGGAGGCCAAGACAUUGAGGGUGGUGACGAAAGCCUCCCCUACCUACCUCUCCAUCUCCACCCUGACCACUACUCCAGAACCAAGUCGGUAGCUGAGAUAGCCGUGAUGAAAGCCAGUGGUACAGAGCUGAAGGAUGGGACAGGUGUGUUGAGGGCCUGUGCUCUGCGUCCAGCCAGUAUAUACGAGCCUGGCAAGCAGAGGCACCUGCCCAGGAUCGUUAGGUACAUAGAGAACGGGAUAUUCAGGUUUGUGUAUGGCGAUCCGAGAAGUUUAGUGGAGUUUGUCCAUGUAGACAUCCUGGUGUCUGCGCACGAACUGGCUGCAGAGGCUCUGACGUCAGAGCACCAGCACCGCUCUGCUGGACAGGCAUACUUCAUCUCAGACGGAAGACCUGUCAACAACUUUGAGUUCUUCAGACCUCUGGUGGAGGGUUUGGGUUACUCUUUCCCCAAACUACGUCUACCACUCUCUCUCAUUUACUUUGUUGCAUUCCUCACUGAGAUGAUUCACCAUCUCUUCGGCCCGAUCUAUAACUUCCAGCCUCUGCUCACACGCACAGAGGUGUAUAAGACCGUUGUGACGCAUGACUAAGGCCAAGGCCGAGCUGGGUUAUGAGCCCUAGGAGUAUAACCUGGAGGAGCUUGUGUAGUGGUUCAAGAGUAGAGGUCAAUGAAGAAAACCUAGGGGUUCACUUCUCCAGCGACUGAUACUAGAUGGUCUUCUAUUAGCAGCUCUAGUAGCUCUGGCACGCUCAUACCUCCCAGUGGUUGGCAGUUAAUCAGCAGGCAGUAAUAAAGUGAUACAUCUCAAUGGCACAUUUAAAUAUUGAAACUUGUGCUAUACUAGUGGUGAUGGAUUGUUUGGUUCUCCUUUUAUCAAUUACAAUGUUGGCAGUUUGUAAUAAAACAAAAUAAUAUUAUUAACCAGAAUUAGACCUGUUCAAAAUAAAGACCACAUUCCCUUAAUAAAUGUCCAUGAAUGUGUUUUGUGUAAAUUCCAACAAUAGAUAUACCGAGUUAGAUAUAGUAUAGCUAACUUUUGUAUUAUAUUGACAAUUGUUGGACACAAUGCAUUUUGUUUUUGGCAGGGUUUUUAAAGCCAGAAUGGAAUGUUUGUUUUAAUUUGUGACUGUCCAUGGAAGUACCUGACCAUAGUCCACUAGCCAAAUGCAGUAUUUACAUAAGGAUUCUCUAAAUUUGAUUAUGUAUAAGAGAUAUCUCUUGGUGA